Molecule: messenger RNA, 1278 nt
Organism: Exophiala mesophila
Lineage: Eukaryota; Fungi; Ascomycota; Eurotiomycetes; Chaetothyriales; Herpotrichiellaceae
Product: guanine nucleotide-binding protein subunit beta-like protein
Exons: 3
Coding region: 76-1026 (316 amino acids)
Biological process (GO): positive regulation of protein phosphorylation; rescue of stalled cytosolic ribosome
Cellular component (GO): nucleus; cytosol
Molecular function (GO): translation regulator activity; protein kinase C binding; ribosome binding
Source: RefSeq, a predicted model, not a curated record
CGCAAUCGUCAAGUCGUCCAGGCCUUUACCUUUUGAUCCUCCCACCUCUCACUCACAUCAACCAUCUCAAGCACCAUGGCUGAACAACUCAUUCAACGUGGUACCCUUGAGGGUCACAGCGGCUGGGUCACCAGUCUCGCUACCAGCCUGGAAAACCCCAACAUGCUCCUUUCUGGCUCCAGAGAUAAAUCUCUUAUCAUCUGGAACUUGACCCGCGACGAGUCUGCCUACGGUUAUCCCAAGCGAUCCCUCCACGGUCACUCACACAUUGUCUCCGACUGUGUCAUCUCCUCCGACGGUGCCUAUGCUCUGUCUUCAUCCUGGGAUAAGACUCUGAGACUGUGGGAGCUUUCCACUGGCAAUACCACACGAACCUUCGUUGGACACAACAACGACGUCCUCUCCGUCUCUUUCUCUGCCGAUAACAGACAAAUCGUUUCAGGAUCUCGAGAUCGAACCAUCAAGCUGUGGAACACUCUGGGAGACUGCAAAUUCACCAUCACCGACAAGGGACACACCGACUGGGUUUCUUGCGUCCGAUUCUCCCCUAACCCUCAAAACCCCGUCAUCGUUUCUGCUGGUUGGGACAAGUUGGUCAAGGUCUGGGAACUCGCCUCUUGCCGCAUCCAAACCGACCACAUCGGACACACCGGCUACAUCAACACUGUCACCAUCUCUCCUGAUGGUUCCCUGUGCGCCUCAGGCGGUAAGGACGGUACCACCAUGCUGUGGGACUUGAACGAGUCCAAGCACCUCUACUCUCUCCAGGCUGGAGAUGAGAUCCACGCCCUUGUCUUCUCCCCCAACCGAUACUGGCUUUGCGCUGCUACUUCUUCCUCCAUCACCAUUUUCGAUUUGGAGAAGAAGAGCAAGGUUGAUGAGCUCAAGCCCGAAUACGUCGAGAAGGGCAAGAAGUCCCAGGAACCCUAUGCCGUCAGCUUGGCAUGGAGUGCCGAUGGCCAAACUCUGUUCUCUGGUUACACUGACAACAAGAUUCGUGCUUGGGGUGUCAUGUCUCGUGCAUAGAUUUAGUCCGUUGUAUUGAGUGGUGGGGCAGGGGCAAUGUCGACUCGGAUCAAAGUGGGGAUGCGAGAGCUUGAGUCAAGCUUGCUCGUCAACAGAGAGAUGAGAGCCAUGGAAUGCUACCCUGGUCAACUGAAAGGCGAGGAGCUGGCGUAUUCCAAAUGGGUAUCUACUUUGUGUCCCGGGCGUGAACAGUGGCACGAAGAAAUGACCCAUAUUAUUCACUCAAAAAUACAAAACAAGGUUUCAAAAAUG